Syzygium oleosum is the source of this 3118-nucleotide messenger RNA. RefSeq names its product anaphase-promoting complex subunit 5. The transcript has 20 exons. Gene Ontology annotation, molecular function: protein binding. The record is from RefSeq and is a predicted model, not a curated record. Gene Ontology annotation, cellular component: anaphase-promoting complex. Gene Ontology annotation, biological process: protein K11-linked ubiquitination; positive regulation of mitotic metaphase/anaphase transition; anaphase-promoting complex-dependent catabolic process. The coding region runs from base 194 to 2947 and encodes 917 amino acids. Lineage: Eukaryota; Viridiplantae; Streptophyta; Magnoliopsida; Myrtales; Myrtaceae.
UCAUCGCCAACAUCGUCGUCGUCGUCAUCGUCGUCGUCGGCAAAUCCUGAUCCAGCGACGUUCCUUCGCCGGACAAAUCUUCACCGACUUUUUCCUUCUUCUCGGGCGCGUCAACAUUGCCGUGAUAGUCCGCAAACCGUCGCCUGCAACGAUCAAUCCGUAGCACCUACAGAUGCUCGCGUAGCGGACGGCGAUGGCGGGAAUAGUGAAGGUGCCGGGCGCGUUCGACGUCACGCCGCACAAAGUCUCGCUCUGCAUACUCCUGCAGGUCUACGCUUCUCCGAAUCAACUGUUCGUGCCGUUCCCUUUCUCCUCUUUCGCUCAGCACAACAGCCUCGGCCUCUUCUUGCUUGCCCUCACCAAGUCGUGUGACGAUAUAUUGGAGCCAAAGGUGCAUGACCUGAUAAAUCAGUUGAGGGAAAUUGGAAACUCAUCGAUCGAUUGGUUAGCUGACCACUUACUCAGCAGGCUGUCCUCUCUGUCUGCUCCGGAUGAUCUAUUUAACCUUUUCGCUGAAAUGCGAGGAGCCCUUGCUGGCCAACAUGCUGGUGUUGUUGAAGAUGACCAGAUUAUACUGGACCCAAAUAGCAACCUUGGGAUAUUUCUUCGCCGCUGCAUACUUGCAUUUAAUCUCCUGUCCUUCGAGGGUGUUUGCCAUCUUUUGACCAAUAUUUCUUUGUACUGUAAAGAAGUCCUCUCAAGCCGUGCUCCUCAUGAGGCCCACUUGGAUGGUUCUGGUGUUAAUCUCAUGGAAGCAUCAGAGUAUGAAAAUAUGGACCUCGAAAAUUUUGUUUUUGAGAAAGUUACCGAAGAAAUUGAGACUAAGAAGAAGGCUGGAGAGCGGAUUCCUUUUCACCUUCAUGUGCCCUCUCCGAUCUUUGGUUUGGUUGAAGAUAUCGAACUCUCAGCCAAACCAAUGUUUAAACAGAACGCAAAGGGGAAAGAGGCUUGUUCUUAUGCAAUGACACUUGAUGAUUCGUCUGGGGCUGUUGAUCAUGGCUUUUUCCUGCGUUCAAAUUGGCAAAUACAAGGAUACCUGCUAGAGCAAACAGAUGCAAUCGAGAAGCAUGGUAGCUCUUUCCCUUUAAAUGCUUUAGAGUUUAUACUCGGGCAACUUCAAAAGUUGGCACCUGAAUUACAUCGUGUACACUUUUUACGAUACUUAAACAGCUUAUACCACGAUGACUAUGCCUCUGCUUUGGAGAAUCUGCAUAAAUAUUUUGAUUAUAGUGCAGGGAUAGAAGGAUUUGAUGGUAUUCCUCCCUCAUCUGGCUUCAAUAAUAUUGGAAGAUAUGAGAUUGCUUUAUUAUGUUCAGGGAUGUUGCAUUUUCACUUUGGUCAUCCUAAGCAAGCUGUGGAGGCUUUGACUGAAGCAGUUCGUGUCUCCCAACAGCACAGUAAUGAUACCUGUCUUGCCUACACUUUGGCAGCUAUAUGUAACUUGCUGUCUGAAAUUGGUAUAUCAAAUGCAAGUGGACUACUUGGAUCAUCAUAUUCACCUGUUGCCAACAUGGGAACGUCAUCAUCAAUCCACCAGCAGCUCUUUGUACUUUUGAAAGAAUCUCUAAAGAGAGCUGAAAUCUUGAAGUUAAAAAGACUGGUGGCUUCCAAUCAUCUUGCGAUGGCUAAAUUUCAUUUAAUGCAUGUACAAAGACCCGUGCUAUCCUUUGGUCCCAAAGCUUCCAUGCAGCUUAUAACAUGCCCAGUUAAUGUUUGCAAGGAACUGAGAUUAAGUUCUAAUUUGAUUAGUGACUUCGACGUCGAAAGUUCCAUGAUGAUAACUGAUGGUUCAUUGAGUACUACUUGGCUUAAGAAUUUACACAGACAAAGUGGUUCAUCAGUAAUUUUUGAAGAAACUGAACCUGGGAAUAGAUCUAAUGCUUCCAGUUUCUUUUCUCAACCUAAUUCUAUUCCUGGAUCUGUGUCGCAACUGGUUGGUGCUUCAUAUUUGCUCCGUGCCACAGCAUGGGAAAUGUAUGGCAGUGCACCUCUUGCUCGAAUGAAUGCUUUGGUUUAUGCGACUUGCUUUGUGGAUUGUGCCAGUUCAGUUGAUGCAGCAGUGGCUUACGGAAAGCUUAUUCAGUAUUUAGCGGCAUACAAAGGAUAUAAAGCUGCUUUUGCUGCUCUUAAGACCGUGGAGGAGAAGUUUAUAUCAGUUUCAAAAUCACAAAUUAUGGUAUUGAAAUUGCAGCUACUUCACGAGCACGCUUUACAUCGUGGACACUUGAAGUUGGCCCAACAAGUAUGCGAUGAGCUUGCAGUCCUUGCAUCACCUGUCACAGGCGUUGACAUGGAUUUGAAGGCAGAAGCUAGUUUUCGUCAUGCCCGUACUUUGCUUGCUGCCAAGCAGUUCAGUGAGGCUGCAGCUGUUGCGCACAGACUCUUCUGCAUGUGUUAUAAAUUUAAUCUGCGAGUACAGGAUGCUAGUACCCUCCUCUUGCUUGCAGAAAUACACAAGAAAUCAGGCAAUGCUGUUUUAGGAAUUCCAUAUGCAUUGGCCAGUCUCUCGUUUUGCGAGUCAUUCAAUCUAGAUCUUCUAAAAGCUUCAGCUACUCUAACCCUGGCUGAGCUCUGGCUGUCUCUCGGAUCGAUCCAUGCAAAAAGAGCCUUAACCCUCACACACUCUGCCCUUCCUAUGAUUCUUGGUCAUGGAGGUUUGGAGCUUCGUGCUCGUGCACACAUUGCAGAAGCAAAAUGCCAUCUGUCUGAUGCUAGUUUUUCAGUUCCUGAAACUUCAGGGAUCGUGCUGGAUUCCCUGAGGGAAGCUUCGGAUGAGCUUCAAAUUUUAGAGUAUCACGAAUUGGCAGCCGAAGCAUUCUACCUAAUGGCGAUCACAUUUGACAAGCUGGGGCAACUAGAGGAGAGAGAGCAAGCUGCAUCGUCUUUCCGGAAACACAUCAGGGCGCUCGAAAACGUCGCCAACGAGGACGAUCCUCUCUUAAAAUGAGCGCGACGGAAACCGCCGGAUGCAGAGUCGACGAGGAGAAAUGUGUCAUACACAGUAGUGCGGUUAUAUAUUAUCCAUAUGAUGUAGCAUAACACAUUUUCUCGUUCAUCCUUUGUUUUGCGUUGUGCCACGUGUUUUAAGUAGCUUUUUGCUUUGAUCAAAGUUGCACCA